AUGGGGUCCGAUCUGCCCUCACCGCGGUCCCGCAACGGUUCCAACAGAAAUGAUUCCGGACGCGACAGGAGAACAGAGAAAAGUCAUUCACACGAGAGGGAGAGAAGACGCGACAGACGCUCCAGAUCUCCGCGAUCCCCAGAUUCCCGCCGGCGUACCUCGCGAUCGCGAGACAGACACCAGCGCCGAGACAGCGACAGACGAACGGAAAGGGAGAGAGGAGACAAGUAUCGGCGUCGCCGGUCUCCCGACGACCACAAUGAAGCGCGCAGGGACCGCUCUGAUCGGGACAGGAACAAGCGACAUCGCAGAAGAGACGACGAAAACGACAGCGAAAGCAAGCAAGUAGUGAGGCGCAGCGGGCCGCUGCCCUCGCAGGCCGACUCAUUUGCCAUUGAAAAAGGAGAGGAGCCGCCCAAGGAGAAAGAGAAGCCCAACUAUGGCAACUCGGGCACGCUGGCGGCUGCCUCAAACUCAAUCGCCCAGGCAGAUGGAUCAACCAUUGUGCUCAAAUACCACGAACCGCCAGAGGCAAGAAAACCCUCACCAAAGGACCAAUGGAAGUUGUUCGUGUUCAAGGGAAAAGACAUUAUUGAUACAAUCGAGUUGAAUGCCCGCACUUGCUGGCUCAUUGGCAGGGAAAUGGCCGUCAUUGAUAUUGCUGCUGAGCAUCCAAGUAUCAGCAAACAACACGCUGUUAUCCAAUUCCGAUACCUAGAGAAGCGAAACGAGUACGGAGACAAGAUUGGCAAGGUUAAACCUUACCUGAUUGAUCUUGAAAGCGCCAACGGGACCAUGCUCAAUUCAAAGAAAAUUCCCGACAGCAGAUAUCUGGAGCUCAAGGACAAGGACCUUGUUCAAUUCGGUCACAGCACGAGGGAAUACGUAAUCAUGCUUGCGCCCAAAGACUGA
Messenger RNA from Pestalotiopsis fici W106-1, 912 nucleotides. RefSeq lists its product as uncharacterized. NCBI's taxonomy places the organism in Eukaryota, Fungi, Ascomycota, Sordariomycetes, Amphisphaeriales, Sporocadaceae. The record is from RefSeq and is a predicted model, not a curated record. Gene Ontology annotation, cellular component: nucleus. The transcript has a single exon. Gene Ontology annotation, molecular function: protein binding; mRNA binding. The coding region runs from base 1 to 912 and encodes 303 amino acids. Gene Ontology annotation, biological process: maintenance of RNA location; mRNA splicing, via spliceosome.